GUACCAAAAAAAAAAAAAAAAAAAGGUUGACAUAGAAAGGUGCUCAAUAAAAGUUUUCCUGAAUAGGGCCAAGGAUGUAGCUCAAUGGUAGAACACUUGCCUGGCAUUCAUGAGGAUUUGGGUUCCAUCCCAUUGUACAAAAUAGCUCACUGGAGUGGCAUGUGGGCCUGUGUGGUUCCCAGGGCAGGGCGCUGCCCUAAGCACUACACACAGUGUUUUCUGCCUCGCCCACAAGGUGCAGGAGGUCAUCAUUGACACUUUUUAUAAAUGAGACCAUUUUACAGUUAGGCAGCUGCCCCAGGUUGCACACUGCCCAAUUGCUGGAGCUGGGCACUCGGGCCAGAACCCACUCCAAGCUCUGAGGAAGUAGGUGGGGGAAACCCACUUUCCAGAUGACAAAACGAGGUGCAGAGAGGAGCUGGGUGGGGUUCAGUGAAUGGCUGUUGUGGCUUGGAACCUGGGUGAGCUGCUUUCCCUCUGCAGCACUCCAAGCGGGAAGCCUGAGGGGCCCCAUGAAUAAUUGAGGGUCCUGGGCCGGCUGGCUGGCCUGCAGCUGUUGCAGGGCCACGGGAGGGGCGCCUGCCACAUCACUCUCUCCCCUCUGGGGGCUGCUGCACAGGUUUAUAAGACGCUGGUAGCAGCCGCAGAGCCGAGGACCAGAGUCCAGACGCCCCGCCAUGGUGCGCUGUGUGCCUGUCCUUGCGCUCCUGCUGCUGCUGGGAGCUGCAGCCUCUGCUCCCCUGCCCAGACCCCACAAGGAGGAGCUGACCCGCUGUCUGGUGGAGGUGGUCACCGAGGUGCUGACUGUGGGCCAAGCCCAGAAAGGACCCUGCAUGGCUCUCCUCCACAAGGAGAUAUGUAAGACGGAACCCUAUGGCUGCAUGCCCCCCGAGGAAAAGGAGUUGCUACGUGGGGACUCCAAAAACACAAGGUCCAGCAAGGAAGUGAGGGGCGAGGAAGAGGCGGCAGCAGAGAGCACCAAGUCCGAGGUGCGAGAACAGGCCAUCCUGGAGCAGCUCCACAGCCGGCUCCACCAGGAGGAGGAAGAAAAGAAGGGGCCUGCAGAGACCUUCGAGGACCUGUGGAAGAGCCGGCCGCAGGGGGGAAGGGACCCCCAGAAGCUGGAGGCAGAGAAGGCCAGCGAUGAAGAGACAUCCCAGUUUGAGGCAGAGAAGGGUGUGCAGGUGCUGGACGGGAGCCACAGCCUCUGGCAGGGGGCAGAGAAGGAUGCGGGAGAGAGACAUGAGGAUUCACCACACCGUCACCACCACCAGCACCAGCAGCCAGGUGCUGAGACCAAACAGGAGGAGGAAGCUUCAGAGCGGCAGGGACGUGACAUGGAGCAGCUGGAGCGUGUGAGUGAUGAGCUGAAGAAGGCCACCGUGAUGCUGGGGGAGGCGCUCCGGAGGGAGGGCUGACCCACCUCAUCCCUUCCUCCUUCCCCAAAGUGUCCUUACAGCGGAGGACUGUUGACCCCAAACGUGGCGCCCACUCCACCCCAACCUGCAGGGGAGGGAGGAAGGGGGCACCUAGGAACCAAGCUUGAGGGGGUCUAAGCUGGGUGGGGGCUAGACUCGGGUCCACCCAGGAAACACCAUGACCCCCACCACACUGCACCCACCCUUCUGCGUGAAUAAAGCACAAAGAAAACCACGAA
Cavia porcellus (domestic guinea pig) is the source of this 1657-nucleotide messenger RNA. It is a transcript of the gene Ccer2, whose product is annotated as coiled-coil glutamate rich protein 2. The coding region runs from base 678 to 1418 and encodes 246 amino acids. NCBI's taxonomy places the organism in Eukaryota, Metazoa, Chordata, Mammalia, Rodentia, Caviidae. The record is from RefSeq and is a predicted model, not a curated record. The transcript has 5 exons.